CUCAGCCGUUUGGAUCCCUGGCCGUCGGGUCGGGUGGGUUGAUGAGAUCUGGGUCGUUGGAUCUUCCUCAGAAAUCACCUCAUCCGUCGGAUUAGAUUGAAACACUAUUGCAAUGAAUAGUAUUAGAACUGGGAUGUCACCGCCUGUAAUUCCCAGAGCCCACCGAGGACAUUUUCGUCACUUCACGCGGUUGAAAGAGUCCCCAAUAGCGAUCCGGGAGAGACCAUGGAGAGCGAGCAUCGGGUCGUUCCCCUCCCCCUCCCGCCCACUCUCCUUUAUUUCCCUCCCCUCCCAUGAAACCCUAGCCGCCGCGCCCGGCAGCCGCUUGACGCCACCGCGCCCUCCUCCUCCGCUUGACGCCUUUCUACGCCGCUGCCGCCGCCCGUUCCCUCGCCCUCUCCUGGCGUCACCCCCGUCCCUCCUCCUCUCCCGUCACACACCCGCCCCACCACCCACCGCCUCGAACCGCGCCGUCGGCGGCCAGAUCCGCCGCAACAGCGACGAGCAGCAGCGGAGGGAGGACGAGGAGCACGACGGCGGACGGUGGCGGGGAGCAGCAGCAGCAGGCCUUGGGCGACGCCGACGAGCGUCGAGCAGCAGCAGAGGGAGGACGAGGAGCACGAUGGUGGCGGUGGCGGGGAGUGGUGUAUGGCGCCGCCAGGGCCGUGCUGGAGCGGCUCGACGCGCCGGCCACGUGCGCCGAGGAGCCGGCUGCUCCUCUCGUGGUUCCUCUUCUUCCUCACUGGCUUCUUCGGCUCCCUCAUCUCCACCCGAUCCGCAGGGGGAGGAGAACCUGGAGCGACCGCUGCCGAGGGAGCGGCUGAUGGAGGCAGUCUGUUCGUCUCCUGCUUGUUGUUUUUUAGACCACUAGAUCAAAUCACCACAUGAGCUGUAUGCACGUGCAAGCUAGCACACAGGCACCUGGAUUGAUCUCUUUUCUUUUUGCGGGGUGAAAGAGAGUUUUAUUCCAUAAAAGCAGGGUUACAAUCUUGA
Triticum dicoccoides is the source of this 993-nucleotide messenger RNA. RefSeq lists its product as uncharacterized. The transcript is spliced from 2 exons. Bases 113 to 871 code for a protein of 252 amino acids. NCBI's taxonomy places the organism in Eukaryota, Viridiplantae, Streptophyta, Magnoliopsida, Poales, Poaceae. The record is from RefSeq and is a predicted model, not a curated record.